CAGUGAUGUUACUUCCGUCUUCUCGGCUUCUCUCGUCCGACUUACCGGCCAUCAAUGACGAGAUCCAUUGCUCUCGUUAGAGCGGGAGAGAUCGGUCUCCUGUUAGGUUAAUCGCGUAACAUGCUGGUCCAAAUGGCUGGUCGCAAAACGCCACCGAGUAUUCCCUUCCAGGGGGGCUAGUACAUAUAUACCUUGCAUUCAGCCAUUCACAAUCACCCGGGAUCAGACGCGAUGUCUUGUGAACAUCUACAUACAACUGCGAGCAACAUAGGAGCAAAAUGGUGCAGAUCAACAUGUUUGGGACAGGCUUUGCCCUGCAAGCCGCCAUCUGGGCAGCCUGUGGGAUGGCCUUCAUCCUCUUCGGUUACGACCAGGGUGUCUUCUCCGGAAUCGUGGAGAACGAUGACUUCCUCGCCACCAUGAACCACCCCAACGAUAGCCUCACCGGCAUCAUUGUCUCCAUCUACAACCUGGGCUGCUUCGCCGGCUGUCUCGUCAACUUCAUGCUGGCCGAACGGCUGGGACGACGCCGAGCAAUGUGGUUUGCCAUGGUCUGGGUCAUAAUCGGAGCGACGCUGCAAUGCUCCGCCUUCUCAGUCCCGCAUCUGAUGAUCGGUCGCUUCGUCACGGGCAUCGGCACGGGGAUCGAGACGUCCACAGUGCCCAUGUACCAGGCCGAACUCUGUGAGGCCAACAAGCGCGGACGGCUGGUCUGCAGCGAACCCCUCCUAGUGGGUGUGGGAAUCGUCAUCAGUUACUUCUUCGACUAUGGGAUGGGAUUCGUCGGCGGUCAAAUCGCUUGGAGACUUCCGAUUGCAUGCCAGAUGCUCUUUGCCUUUGUGGUUGUCAUCCUCGUGUUCGGGUUGCCCGAGUCUCCGAGAUAUUGCUACAAGGAAGGUCGUCGCGAAGAAGCGCUGCAAAUUCUCAGCGAUGUCUACGGUCGUCCUAAAGAUGACCCGAAGAUUCUUGCUGAGCAGGCGGGGAUUCUGGAAGCCCUUGCCGUGGAGACGCAGCAUGGGGAGUUCCAGUGGAGGAACAUCCUCAAACACGACAAGGUCUCGACAGGCCAUCGAGUGCUUCUUGCCUACGGAAUGCAAUUCAUGAACCAAGUCGGCGGCAUCAACCUCGUCGUCUAUUUCAUCCCCACCGUGCUCAACAGCAACGUCGGCCUCAGCAAGAACCUCUCCAUGAUCCUGGGCGGCUGUGUCCAGAUCAUGUUCGUGGUGGGCAGUAUAUUCCCGACCUUCUUCGUCGACCGGGUCGGUCGCCGGGCUCCCAUGAUCUGGGGUUCAUUCGGCCUUGGGAUCUGCAUGAUGAUGGUGUCCGUCCUACUCAGUUUCAAAGGUCACGCCAACGAGCACGCGACCUCUGCCGCCGCGGUGGCAUUCUUCUUCCUCUACAUGCUCAUCUUCGGUGCCUCAGUCAACUGCAUCCCAUGGUGCUAUGUCCCGGAGAUCUUGCCUCUCCAUGCGCGCGCGAAGGGGACGGCGAUCGGAGUUUCGUCCAAUUGGAUCUGGAACUUCUUCGUCGUCAUGAUUACGCCGAUCAUCAUCAACCGCCUGCAGUGGAAAGCCUACCUCAUCUUCAUGUGCACGAACUUGGCCUUUGUCCCGCUGAUUUACUUCUGCUAUCCUGAGACGGCGAACUUCACGCUGGAAGAAAUCGAUUACUUGUUCACCAAUCCGGACAAGAGCGCGGUGCAGGCGUCCAAGGAGCUUGUGAAGGAGAGGAAGAGACACCGGACCGCGCCAUCGCACGUUUUCGUCUCUCAAGUAAGCCGGGUUGUCCAGCCCGGCAAAGAAAAGGGCCAUGAGAGCAUCACGUCGAGGGUUUCAGAUGAGCAUAUCGAAGAUGCACGCGGCUAGAAGGAGAUACACAACCCGUCUGUGAUGUUUUGAAGGCGACAGGUCCUACGCCAGUGCUGCUUCGCUGGCCAUGCGCUUGCGACCGGGGUGAUACCUAACCACUAUCACCGGUAGCGACUGCAGGUAAGGUGAUAUUGGGACUACAAAGGAAUUGUUCGGGGGGGGGGGCGCAUCAGCG
This is a messenger RNA of Aspergillus japonicus CBS 114.51, 2043 nucleotides long. RefSeq names its product putative MFS sugar transporter. Gene Ontology annotation, cellular component: membrane. The transcript has 9 exons. Lineage: Eukaryota; Fungi; Ascomycota; Eurotiomycetes; Eurotiales; Aspergillaceae. Gene Ontology annotation, molecular function: carbohydrate:proton symporter activity. Bases 294 to 1865 code for a protein of 523 amino acids. The record is from RefSeq and is a predicted model, not a curated record. Gene Ontology annotation, biological process: transmembrane transport; carbohydrate transport.